Eutrema salsugineum is the source of this 366-nucleotide messenger RNA. Its product is annotated as acanthoscurrin-1-like. The coding region runs from base 1 to 366 and encodes 121 amino acids. The record is from RefSeq and is a predicted model, not a curated record. The transcript has a single exon. NCBI's taxonomy places the organism in Eukaryota, Viridiplantae, Streptophyta, Magnoliopsida, Brassicales, Brassicaceae.
AUGGAACCUUUUUUUAUAUUCCUCAUAGUCCUUCUAGUCAUUGUGGUUUUCGAUGUGAUUAUGCUUGUAGUGAAAAGCUGUGAGUGUGGAGGACCAUAUGGCAGUGGUGGUGAGGGCGAUGGUGAUGCUGGAGGAGGAGGAUGUGGUGAGGGCGAUGGUGAUGCUGGAGGAGGAGGAUGUGGUGAGGGCGAUGGUGAUGCUGGAGGUGGAGGAUGUGGUGAGGGCGAUGGUGAUGCUGGAGGUGGAGUAUGUAGUGGUCAUAGCGGCACAGUGCUGGUGGUGGUGGUGGUGGUGGCCGCGGAAGCGGAGGAUAUAACAGUGGCUGCGGCAGCGGCCGAUGUGGAGGUGGCUGAGGAUUCUAGUUAG